UCCACAAUCGAAUCUCCAAUAAACUCCGACAAAAGAUUGUUUUAAUAAAAUCCCGCUCAGCUGCUCCAACUGCUGCUCUGCAACGGGAAAACUGUUUUGCUAUUACCGAGGUUGGGGCCAUGGGAGUCUUCUAGCUUGUCUUAAAGUCGCUUAGCGUCAACAUCGUUUUCGACGACGUCGUGAUCACAGUUUUCGGUAUCUUUGGCACAGUACGAAUAGUGGUAGUGUGGGAUUUUGAAAAAAGAUUUUCAAUGAAGUGCUAAAAAAACUUGAGAGUCAUUAUUUGCAUAAUAGUUUCGAAAAGUUCAGUUUCAGUCUCGUUGAACUACCUGUCGCGUUAACACGUGAGUCUUGGUACGAGCUUCGCGCUUUUCGCUUGUCUACCUCGACCGCCUAUCGACCAGGUUUAGCGUUGUCGUUACCAUCAUUCAGUUGACGCGAGUAAAAUCGCGUAAGAUUUCUAGUUUAGUUUGUUUUUUUUUUUUUUUUGGUUUGUUCUCCUGCAAAAUAAGCAUCUCGUUUGAAAUCUUCUAAAUUCAAGAUUUUUUUCUACUUAGUCGUGGUCUUUUAUGGAAUUUGACAAGUUUUGCAUGAAUAUUUCUGCGAUGAUCGGCCGAGAAUUCGCAUAGAGUGUAUUAUCAAACGACAAGUUUAUAUAUAGUGUUUGCAUACUUAGCGAAUACAGAAAGAAUGUUGUAGAUGGUGAUAUGGCCACGGAAGUGUAGAAUUGAAAUACAUCAAAAUACCAAAAACGACGACAACGAGUUUCUAGUCGAUUGCCGGAUAGAAAGAAUAUAAAUUAAAAAAAAAAAAAUUACAUAAUUCCAUUGACGAUCGUUUUCGCGCUAAAAUCUAGUGUUCAGUGUGUCUGUGUGAUUUUUUCGUUGAAAUUGGCUUAAAUUUUGAGCAAACAACUUACCGGGAGAUUGUCAACAUCUUCUAUUUCUCUUUUAUGUUGGAAAUUGAGAACUCAAUGUCAUGUCGAUGCCGUAACAUCGAAAAUGUCAAUCACCUCAAUGUUUAUGUUGAAUAAACGAUUGGUGACGUUUGACGAGUUGUAUCGUUAAAUUGAUUUUAAUAUCUGAAUGGAUUAGAGAAGCGCAAUAAGCACUGUUUUCAUAAUAGAAAAUAAAUAGACAGACAAGCCAAGAGUCUCGACAAUCGAGCACCCAGUACUAAUCAAUUCAAAAACGAUAAUGGCCUUAACAAACUUCUCGUUGCCAUCGUUUGGUAGCUUGCCAACUCAGCCAUGGGCCGCAACAAUAAGUCCAAUACAGCCGCAUCAUGCAUCGGCCGUCAACAAUCUUUUAUAUGGCCCAGCUGGGCAUCAAGAAUCCGAUGAACCACCUGCCGGCAUAUCACACCAAGAGUAUUAUAAAAACAGUCCGUAUUCACCGCCCGCGAACUAUCAGUUCCGUAGUAAACCCAACAAUUAUCUACCACCGCAUCAGCAACAACCGUCACAGCAGCCACAACUUCGUCAGCAAACAAUCGAUCAACAGAGUGCAUCUGGAGGUUCAUAUAAUCAACCGCGUCCCAACUACUUGCCUCCCACACAGAGUACACGAACGUACGGCGAAGGUAACUAUGGUGGUCAUGUGUCUACACGUGGUCCCAAUCAAGGAAACCAGCAACAAUAUUUCAAUGGAUAUAACACACCAACUAGAGUAUAUAAUCAACAACCUGUGGGACCAACAGAUGCACCCCAACCGGGUCUUUCUGUAAAUAGUAACAAUAUUCCAAGAGAACAUGGCACAGCUCCUGCUGGUCAGGAUAAUAUUCAAGGGGACGACGGCUACCCGGAGAGACCGCCUGGGUUCACAAGGGUUCAAGCCGGCCGGGGAUCCAGGACACAGGUUCAUGCCGUUCUUGAUUACGAUGCCGAUGAAACCGAUGAGGCUGAUUACUACGACGAGCACAAUGGAAAUGGAAGCCGACAUGCUGGUGAUGAUCCAAAAUCAAAUCCAAAUGUAACACCUAUUCAAGGACCAAUAUUUUUAAAAAAUGGAACUGCUCCAGUUGUGCCAUUAUUUGCCUAUCCAACUAUGAAUAAUGGAACAUUCGUUCAAAUACCGAUAUGGUGGACAGCUUUAUCGGUAGCAUUAGGACUAGAUAUUCGAGGAGAUGUGAUCAAAGGUGUGCCAUGUGUUAAACGUUAUCAUCAAUUGUUUUGCCCCACAGCUGGCAAUAGCUACCCAAUUGAAAAAAUCGAAAAAUUCAUUGACGAUAACAAAGCGCUAAUGCGACGGAUGUAUGGGGACUUCGAGAUGAUCGACUCACCAGCAGAAAUGAAGCAAAAACGGAAGCGAAAUACGGACGAACCUAUCUUUGCCGACGGAAUGGAAUUCAUACCAGACGAUCUAGAGCCUGGUGAAUCGUAUUUUGCGAAAUUGCGUGAUCGUAAAAAACGACAAAGUAACAGUUUUCGUCCCAAUGCUAACGGCCCAAGACUUCCGAAACCUUUAAGUCGACCAGGAGUAGGCGGAACUAGUGGUCCAAAUGCAAAUGCUAAUGAAAGCAGCACAGGAAGAACGGAUGCAUGUGAAUCAAAAAUUGAAAUUGUAACCCCAUACUGGGCAUCCAAUUCUGCUGGUAAAAUUAGAGCUAUUGUCAACACGCAGCACUUUGAACAGGCUAUUCACCAGGAAAUAUGCACAAAGUCACAAACCUCACGUUGCGGAAACGAUUGUGGCUGUGAACAAAAAUAUAAAUGGCAUCGACUACUGGCCUACGACCCUGACAACGAUUGCAAAGGUAUCUUCAUGGACUGGUUUCUGUUUCCCUCAUGCUGUGUUUGCCGAUGUGCACCUUAAAUUUUGAAUUUUCCUAGAAUACAAAUUAAUAAGAUUAUAAAAGCAUAAACUGAUUUUUUUUCUCGCCCAUUCAAACAUAAAACCAACUUUUAAAAAAAAGUACGAAUAUCAUCAAAAAAAACUGAAAAUUUUGAAAGAGAAAAACGAAAUGUAAAUUCUCAUAUUGUAAUUUAAUGUAUUGAAUUUAUAUUUAGAUUUAUUUAGUUUUCAAACUAAAUUCGAGAAAAAAUCCUGCUAGGUAUUAUUUUUCUAAUUUUAAGUAGAAAUUAAUUUAGAAAAAAAUUAAAACAAUUUAUUGUAAAAAUGUCACAAAAAAAAAUAAAAUGAAAUCAAUCGAAGAAGAAACGUUUUGAUGAAAAUUUAAAUUAUUCUAAUCAAACGAAAAAUUUAACAAAAUCAAAGCAUUGGAUAAUAUUCCCUUUAAUAUUAAAAUCAUUAAAAAAAGAGACGAAAAUUAGUUGAGAUUCCAUAACCCAAAAAUUAAUCAAGGAAACGAAGCGUAAAAGUCUCUAACACUGAAAUGCUGCAUUGUAGAUAAUUGAAAUCCAAUGAAAGAUAUUUACAAAUUUUAGGUGUAAGUUCUUAGCACGUAAAGAUUUUUUUGUGUUUUUUUUUUUUUUUUGAAUGAUAAAAGGCUAUUUUGCGAUUUUUUAAUUUAUUAUUUGUUAAGUUCCCAUUCAUAUCAACCAUUGCACAAUUUCUUUCUUCCGCUUAUUGUCGAUUUUAUAUUAUUCUCUAGAAAAUUGCUUCCAUACUUUGCCGAAAACUAUUUUAAUUUCAAACUUUCGUAAAUUCAAUGAGAAAAGAUUAACUUUGAAAUAAAUUAACUUUGAAACUAAACAAAAUAUAGUUCUACGCUAGAAGUAUCUUUCAUUAUCUAACUCCUACUUGAUUACACUUUAAUUUCUAGGAAUUCUUCUAUUUGCAUUGCCUUUAGAGAAUACCAUCCAGCGAGGUAUAUAUUUUUGAAGAUUGUUUAUUGCCAUUUUUUGUAUAGUUUGUAUUAUUGUAUUUUAAAAUAAAUUUUUACUCGUAAAAAAAAAUGUAGAAAAAUAAAAUUUUUGUUUAUA
Messenger RNA from Hermetia illucens (black soldier fly), 3883 nucleotides. RefSeq names its product protein spaetzle 3 (gene spz3). Gene Ontology annotation, biological process: central nervous system formation; innate immune response; regulation of Toll signaling pathway. Gene Ontology annotation, molecular function: Toll binding; growth factor activity. The transcript has 7 exons. Lineage: Eukaryota; Metazoa; Arthropoda; Insecta; Diptera; Stratiomyidae. The record is from RefSeq and is a predicted model, not a curated record. Gene Ontology annotation, cellular component: extracellular region. The coding region runs from base 1197 to 2813 and encodes 538 amino acids.